GGUAUUGGUCGGCCAAGUGUAUACCAUGCGGUGGUGGUCAUCUUUCUGGAAUUCUUUGCCUGGGGGCUCUUGACAACUCCAAUGCUAACAGUCUUACAUGAAACAUUUUCACAUCAUACAUUUUUAAUGAAUGGUCUUAUUCAAGGUGUUAAGGGUUUUUUGUCCUUUCUCAGUGCUCCGCUAAUAGGUGCUUUAUCAGAUGCAUGGGGAAGGAAAUCUUUUCUUCUUCUUACAGUUUUCUUCACCUGUGUCCCAAUUCCAUUAAUGAUAAUAAGUCCAUGGUGGUACUUCGCUAUGAUUUCGGUAUCUGGAAUCUUUUCUGUUACCUUUUCUGUAAUAUUUGCCUAUGUAGCUGAUGUAACACAAGAACAUGAAAGAAUUACAGCCUAUGGACUGGUAUCUGCCACUUUUGCUGCAAGUUUGGUUACUAGUCCUGCCAUUGGAGCGUACCUGUCUGCCAGCUACGGAGAUAAUCUUGUUGCACUGGUGGCCACGCUGGUGGCUGUUGUGGACAUCUGUUUCAUCCUGCUAGCUGUACCAGAAUCUCUGCCAGAAAAAAUGAGACCUUCCUCAUGGGGAGCUUCUAUAUCGUGGGAACAAGCAGAUCCUUUUGCAUCUCUGAAGAAGGUUAGGAAAGAUUCUACGGUUCUCCCAAUCUGCAUUACAGUGUUUCUCUCCUAUCUGCCUGAGGCUGGCCAGUAUUCUAGCUUUUUUCUGUACUUGCGACAGAUUAUAGGUUUUGGAUCUGCUAGCAUUGCAGCAUUUAUAGCUGUGGUAGGCAUUCUGUCUAUAAUAGCUCAGACUGUGUUUCUCAGUAUCUUGAUGAGGUCCAUAGGGAACAAAAAUACAGUUCUCCUUGGCCUUGGAUUUCAGAUCCUUCAGCUGGCUUGGUACGGUUUUGGAUCUCAGUCUUGGAUGAUGUGGGCGGCAGGAGCUAUAGCAGCAAUGUCAAGCAUCACAUUCCCGGCAAUCAGUGCUCUGGUUUCACGAAAUGCAGAGUCGGAUCAACAAGGUGUUGUCCAAGGAAUAAUAACUGGGAUAAGAGGUCUGUGCAAUGGCUUGGGACCAGCACUGUAUGGCUUUAUUUUCUUUCUCUUUCAUGUGGAGCUCAAUGAAUUGCCACCUAAUCAGACUUCUGGAAAAGAAGCAAUGCAAGAUCCCAGUGGUGAG
Messenger RNA from Eurypyga helias (sunbittern), 1170 nucleotides. RefSeq names its product hippocampus abundant transcript-like protein 1. Gene Ontology annotation, molecular function: transmembrane transporter activity. Gene Ontology annotation, biological process: transmembrane transport. The record is from RefSeq and is a predicted model, not a curated record. The annotation marks the transcript as partial. Gene Ontology annotation, cellular component: membrane. The transcript has 10 exons. Lineage: Eukaryota; Metazoa; Chordata; Aves; Eurypygiformes; Eurypygidae.